Messenger RNA from Nezara viridula (southern green stink bug), 369 nucleotides. The record is from the annotation of a GenBank genome assembly. Lineage: Eukaryota; Metazoa; Arthropoda; Insecta; Hemiptera; Pentatomidae.
AUGAUCAUAGAAGGAAAACAUUCAGAGGUUGGGCAAGGUAUUUUCAUAUCAGAUAUUCAAGAAGGAAGCGCUGCUCAUCAGGCCGGUCUUAAUGUUGGUGACAUGAUCUUAGCUGUAAAUAAGGAUACUCUUGUGGGGUCUAACUAUGAAACUGCUGCAUCACUCCUAAAAAAAACGGAAGGUGUAGUCACACUGGUCGUAUGUAAUCCCAAUAGAGCUAGAGAAGAAGAAAAGAAGUAUGGUGAUAUUCCUUUAGCAAGUCCUAGUACCAGUACAAGUGGAAUUUUAGCAUCGACCUCAAAGAAUGAUAAAGGUGGACAUUCACAAGCUGGAACACCUAGUGAGUUUUCUAUUUUUUCUGUAACAUAA